Microtus ochrogaster (prairie vole) is the source of this 1263-nucleotide messenger RNA. RefSeq names its product RUNX family transcription factor 3 (gene Runx3). Gene Ontology annotation, molecular function: RNA polymerase II cis-regulatory region sequence-specific DNA binding; DNA-binding transcription factor activity, RNA polymerase II-specific; ATP binding. Gene Ontology annotation, cellular component: nucleus. NCBI's taxonomy places the organism in Eukaryota, Metazoa, Chordata, Mammalia, Rodentia, Cricetidae. Gene Ontology annotation, biological process: ossification; regulation of transcription by RNA polymerase II; hemopoiesis. The record is from RefSeq and is a predicted model, not a curated record.
AUGGCCUCCAACAGCAUCUUCGACUCCUUUCCCAACUACACACCGACCUUCAUACGAGACCCGAGCACCAGCCGCCGCUUCACUCCCCCCUCCACGGCCUUCCCCUGCGGCGGCGGUAAGAUGGGCGAGAACAGCGGCGCGCUGAGCGCGCAGGCUGCCGCGGGCCCCGGCGGCCGCACCCGGCCCGAGGUGCGCUCGAUGGUGGACGUGCUGGCCGACCACGCGGGAGAGCUUGUGCGCACCGACAGCCCCAACUUCCUCUGCUCUGUUCUGCCUUCGCAUUGGCGCUGCAACAAGACUCUGCCAGUCGCCUUCAAGGUGGUGGCACUGGGGGACGUGCCUGAUGGGACGGUGGUGACAGUGAUGGCGGGCAAUGAUGAGAAUUACUCCGCUGAGCUACGCAAUGCUUCCGCUGUCAUGAAGAACCAAGUGGCCAGGUUCAACGACCUUCGCUUCGUGGGCCGGAGCGGGCGAGGGAAAAGUUUCACGCUCACAAUCACCGUGUUCACCAACCCUACCCAAGUGGCCACCUACCACCGAGCCAUCAAGGUCACCGUGGAUGGACCCCGGGAGCCCCGACGGCACCGGCAGAAGAUAGAAGAUCAGACCAAGGCCUUCCCCGACCGCUUCGGAGACCUGCGCAUGCGUGUAACGCCCAGCACCCCCAGCCCCCGGAGCUCGCUCAGCACCACGAGCCAUUUCAGCAGUCAAGCCCAGACCCCAAUCCAAGGCUCCUCAGACCUGAACCCCUUCUCGGACCCACGCCAAUUUGACCGCUCAUUCUCUACGCUGCAAAGCCUCACGGAGAGCCGCUUCCCGGACCCCAGGAUGCACUACCCGGGCGCCAUGUCUGCCGCCUUUCCCUACAGCGCCACGCCGUCGGGCACUAGCCUGGGCAGCCUGAGCGUGGCGGGCAUGCCAGCCAGCAGCCGCUUCCAUCACACCUACCUCCCGCCGCCCUACCCCGGGGCCCCGCAGAGCCAGAGCGGGCCCUUUCAGGCCAACCCCGCGCCCUACCACCUCUUCUACGGCGCCUCCUCCGGCUCCUACCAGUUCUCCAUGGCGGCUGCGGGCGGUGGCGAGCGCUCGCCCACCCGCAUGCUGACCUCCUGCCCCAGCGGCGCCUCGGUGUCCGCGGGCAACCUCAUGAACCCCAGCCUGGGUCAGGCUGAUGGCGUGGAGGCCGAUGGCAGCCACAGCAACUCGCCCACGGCCCUGACCACGCCGGGCCGUAUGGACGAGGCCGUGUGGCGGCCCUACUGA